Molecule: messenger RNA, 312 nt
Organism: Podarcis lilfordi (Lilford's wall lizard)
Lineage: Eukaryota; Metazoa; Chordata; Lepidosauria; Squamata; Lacertidae
Source: the annotation of a GenBank genome assembly
AUGUCGGGUCGAGGUAAAGGGGGGAAGGGGCUUGGGAAAGGGGGCGCCAAGCGCCACCGCAAGGUGCUGCGCGAUAACAUCCAGGGCAUCACGAAGCCUGCGAUUCGCCGCUUGGCUCGCCGUGGAGGAGUCAAGCGCAUCUCUGGGCUGAUCUACGAGGAGACCCGGGGCGUGCUGAAGGUUUUCCUGGAGAAUGUCAUCCGCGAUGCCGUGACUUACACGGAGCACGCCAAGAGGAAGACCGUGACUGCCAUGGAUGUGGUCUAUGCCUUGAAGCGCCAGGGCCGCACUCUGUACGGUUUCGGCGGCUAA